UUGGCACAAAAUGAAUAUAAUUAGGGAAAAUAGAGAUCUUGCUUGUUUCUACACGACAAAACAUUCAUGGAGGGGAAAGUAUAAGAGGGUCUUUUCAGUUGGAACCCAUGCUGUCACCACAUACAAUCCCAACACACUAGAAGUUACAAAUCAGUGGCCUUAUGGAGAUAUCUGUAGUAUUUCUCCUGUCGGAAAAGGACAAGGAACGGAAUUUAGCCUCACUUUUCGGAAAGGGAGUGGAAAGAAGUCUGAAACUCUUAAGUUUUCCACAGAGCACAGAACAGAACUUCUUACAGAAGCGCUGAGAUUCAGGACAGACUUUUCAGAAGGAAAAAUCACAGGACGGAGGUACAACUGCUAUAAACAUCACUGGAGUGAUACAAGGAAAUCUGUGGUUCUGGAAGUGACCCCUGGAAGUAUUGACCAAAUUGAUCCUGCAACAAAUAAAGUCCUGUGCUCCUAUGACUACAGAAAUAUUGAAGGCUUUGUUGAUAUUGCUGGCUAUCAGGGAGGUUUCUGUAUCCUCUAUGGAGGAUUUAGUAGAUUGCACCUGUUUGCAUCUGAGCAAAGGGAAGAAAUUAUCAAGAGUGCUAUAGAGCAUGCUGGCAACUUCAUAGGCAUCUCCUUGCGGAUAAGAAAGGAAUCUCUAGAAUUUGAACAAUACUUGAAUCUUCGCUUUGGGAAGUACAGCAAUGAUGAAUCCAUAACAUCUUUAGCAGAGUUUGUUGUUCAAAAAAUAACACCUAGACAUUUGGAACCCGUGAAAAGAGUGCUAGCUCUUACAGAAACUUGUUUAGUUGAGAGGGAUCCAGCUACCUAUAACAUUGCAACUUUGAAACCUCUAGGAGAGGUAUUUGCAAUAGUAUGUGACUGUGAAAAUCCACAACUUUUUACCAUUGAAUUUAUCAAAGGACAAAUCCGGAAGUAUUCUUCAACUGAACGGGAUUCUCUCUUGGCCAGCUUGCUGGAUGGAGUGAGAGCUUCAGGUAAUAGAGAUGUCUGUGUGAAAAUGACCUCCACGCACAAAGGCCAGCGCUGGGGAUUACUCAGUAUGCCUGUAGAUGAAGAAGUAGAGAGCCUUCAUCUGAGGUUUUUGGCUGCUCCCCCAAAUGGCAACUUUGCAGAUGCUGUGUUCAGGUUCAAUGCUAACAUUUCCUAUAGUGGGGUACUGCAUGCAGUAACACAAGAUGGCCUAUUCUCUGAAAAUAAGGAGAAACUGAUUAAUAAUGCCAUAACAGCAUUACUCUCUCAAGAGGGAGAUGUUGCAGCAUCUAAUGCAGAACUGGAAAGUCAAUUCCAAGCAGUGAGAAGACUAGUGGCUUCAAAAGCAGGCUUCCUUGCCUUUACUCAGCUUCCAAAAUUUCGGGAACGUUUAGGAGUGAAGGUUGUAAAAGCUCUCAAGAGGAACAAUGAUGGAGUAACCCAUGCCUCUAUUGAUAUGCUGUGUGCUCUUAUGUGUCCCAUGCAUGAUGACUAUGACUUGAGACAGGAGCAGCUGAACAAAGCUUCUCUCCUUUCUUCAAAGAAGUUUUUAGAAAACUUGUUAGAAAAAUUCAAUUCCCAUGUGGAUCAUGGGACAGGUGCCCUAGUAAUUAGUUCACUUUUGGACUUCCUGACAUUUGCCCUGUGUGCUCCAUACAGUGAGACUACUGAAGGGCAGCAGUUUGACAUGCUGUUGGAAAUGGUGGCAUCUAAUGGGCGAACACUAUUUAAGUUAUUUCAGCAUCCUUCCAUGGCAAUUGUGAAAGGAGCAGGUUUGGUAAUGAAGGCAAUAAUAGAGGAAGGAGACAAAGAGAUUGCUACCAAAAUGCAAGAUCUUGCCCUCAGUGAAGGUGCCUUACCUCGUCAUUUGCACACUGCUAUGUUUACAAUAAGCACAGAUCAGAGGAUGCUUACAAAUAGGCAGUUAAGUAGACAUUUGGUUGGCCUCUGGACAGCUGAGAACAAAACUGCUAUGAACUUGUUGAAACGUAUUUUGCCACCAGGUUUGCUGGCCUACCUCGACAGUGCUGAUCCUGUCCCUGAGAAAGAUGCUGAUAGGAUGCAUGUUAGAGAUAACUUAAAAAUUGCAACUGAUCAGUAUGGCAAGUUUAAUAAAGUGCCAGAAUGGCAGAGAUUAGCUGGAAAAGCUGCAAAAGAAGUUGAAAAAUUUGCCAAAGAGAAGGUGGAUCUAGUCUUGAUGCACUGGAGGGACAGAAUGGGCAUAGCUCAAAAAGAGAACAUCAUUCAAAAGCCAGUAAUACUCAGGAAACGAAGACAAAGAAUAAAAAUAGAAGCAAACUGGGAUCUCUUCUAUUACAGAUUUCUUCAAGAUCAUGCUAGAUCAAACCUGAUUUGGAACUUCAAAACACGGGAAGAACUGAGAGAUACUCUUGAAUCUGAGAUGAGAGCAUUUAGUAUUGACAGAGAACUUGGUAGUGCUAGUGUCAUCUCAUGGAACCAUCAAGAGUUUGAGGUAAAAUAUGAGUGCCUUUCUGAAGAAAUAAAAAUAGGAGAUUAUUACCUAAGAUUGCUGCUUGAAGAAGAUGAAACUGAAGAAAGUGGAGCAAUCAAAAAAUCGUAUGAGUUCUUCAAUGAACUCUACCAUCGCUUCUUGCUUACCCCAAAAGUGAAUAUGAAGUGUUUAUGUCUGCAAGCACUGGCCAUCGUUUAUGGAAGAUGUCAUGAAGAAAUAGGCCCAUUUUCUGAUACCAAGUACAUCGUUGGAAUGUUAGAAAGGUGCACUGAUAGGCUUGAGCGGGACAGACUGAUACUGUUUCUCAACAAGCUCAUCCUUAAUAAGAAAAAUGUGAAAGACCUCAUGGAUUCAAAUGGUGUUAGGAUUCUUGUGGAUCUGCUUACUCUAGCACAUCUUCACACAAGUAGGGCUACAGUCCCAUUGCAGAGCAAUGUGAUUGAGGCAGCACCUGAUAUGAAGAGAGAGAGUGAGAAAGAAUGGUACUUCGGCAAUGCUGACAAAGAAAGGAGUGGUCCUUACAGCUUUCAAGAGAUGCAGGAGCUGUGGGACAGUGGAAAACUGACUUCCAAGACACGUUGUUGGGCUCAGGGCAUGGAUGGAUGGCGACCACUGCAGGUCAUCCCCCAGCUGAAGUGGUGCUUGUUGGCCAGUGGCCAGGCUGUGUUGAACGAGACGGAUCUUGCCACGCUUAUACUCAAUAUGCUCAUAACGAUGUGUGGAUACUUUCCCAGCAGGGAUCAAGACAAUGCUAUUAUAAGACCUCUGCCUAGAGUGAAAAGGCUGCUAUCGGAUAGUACUUGUCUUCCCCAUAUCAUUCAACUGCUGUUGACUUUUGAUCCUAUCCUUGUGGAGAAGGUUGCUAUACUGCUGUUUCAUGUCAUGCAAGAUAACCCCCAGUUACCUCGUUUCUAUCUGAGUGGAGUGUUCUUCUUUAUCAUGAUGUAUACGGGUUCCAAUGUGCUUCCUAUUGCAAGGUUUCUGAAAUAUACACACGCAAAACAAGCUUUCAAGUCUGAAGAGACAAAAGGUCAAGAUAUAGUUCAAAGAAGUAUACUUGGACAUAUUCUUCCUGAAGCAAUGGUGUGUUAUUUAGAGAACUAUGAGCCAGAAAAGUUUUCUGAGAUAUUCCUUGGAGAAUUUGACACUCCAGAAGCAAUUUGGAGCAAUGAAAUGAGGCGUCUUAUGAUAGAGAAGAUUGCUGCUCACCUUGCUGACUUCACCCCUCGCCUUCAAAGCAAUACAAGGGCACUCUACCAAUACUGUCCUAUUCCAGUUAUCAACUAUCCACAACUAGAAAAUGAACUGUUCUGUAAUAUAUAUUACCUCAAGCAUCUGUGUGAUACACUCCGAUUUCCAGACUGGCCAAUUAAAGAUCCUGUUAAACUCUUGAAAGAUACCCUAGAAGCUUGGAAGAAGGAGGUAGAAAAGAAGCCACCUGCCAUGUCAAUAGAUGAUGCUUACGAAGUCCUUAGCCUUCCCAAAGGACAAGGACAGCAUGAUGAAAGCAAGAUCAGGAAGGCUUAUUUCAGGUUGGCACAAAAAUAUCACCCAGACAAGAAUCCUGAAGGCCGGGAUAUGUUUGAAAAAGUGAAUAAAGCGUAUGAGUUUCUAUGCACAAAGUCUGCCAAAGUGGUUGAUGGGCCAGAUCCAGAAAAUAUCAUCUUGAUCUUGAAAACUCAGAGCAUCCUCUUCAACAGGCAUAAGGAAGAGUUGAAACCUUACAAGUAUGCAGGCUAUCCUAUGCUGAUAAAGACUAUUACCAUUGAAACAUCAGAUGACCUUUUGUUUUCCAAAGAAUCUCCUCUGUUGCCUGCUGCUACAGAACUUGCUUUCCACACUGUCAAUUGUUCAGCACUAAAUGCAGAAGAACUGAGAAGAGAAAAUGGAAUUGAGGUAGUGCAAGAAGCAUUUAAUCGCUGUGUGGCAGUCUUGACUCAUUCUAGUAAACCAGAUGAUAUGUCUGUACAGGUAUGUGGCUAUGUAAGUAAGUGUUACAGUGUGGCAGCGCAGUUUGAAGACUGCAGAGAGAAGAUUACAGAAAUGCCCAACAUCAUUAAGGAUCUCUGUAGAUUACUUUAUUAUGGCAAGAACAUACCCCGAGUAGCUUCCCUGGGAGUCGAAUGCGUUAGCUCCUUUGCCUUAGACUACUGGCUGCAGACGCACUUGUUCCAAGCUGGAGUUCUCUGGUACCUCCUGGGGUAUCUCUUCAAUUAUGACUACACACUGGAAGAAAGUGGCAUUCAGAAAAGUGAGGAUUCCAACCAUCAGGAGGUAGCAAAUAGCCUUGCUAAACUCAGUCUCCGAGCCUUGAGUCGUCUUGGAGGGUACCUCUCUGAAGAACAGGCUACCCCCGAAAAUCCAGCUAUCAGGAAAAGCUUGGCUGGAAUGUUGACACCCUAUAUUGCAAGGAAGCUUGCUGUGAUCAGUCCUACUGAGAUUUUGAAGAUGCUUAACAGUAACACAGAGAAUCCCUACUUGAUUUGGAACAAUAGGACGAGAGCUGAACUACUUGAAUUCUUGGAAUCUCAGCAAGAAAGCAUGAUGAAGAGAGGAGACUGUGACAAAAGCUAUGGAUCUGACUUUGUCUUUGGCGACCAUGCAAAAGAACUUAUUGUGGGAGAGAUCUUUGUUAGAGUCUACAAUGAGGUCCCUACCUUCCAACUAGAGCUUCCUAAAGCGUUUGCAGCAAGCCUCUUGGAUUAUAUUGGCUCGCAAGCUCAGUAUCUCCACACCUUAAUGGCAAUAACGCAGACUGGGAAAGUAGAGUCCCAUCAGCAUGGAGAUCGCCUACGAAGGGUUGAAAUGGCUCUGGAGGCCCUGAGAAAUGUCAUAAAGCACAAUCCAGUUACAAUACAGUUAACUCCUGUUCCUCAUCUCUUACAGGUAGUGAACAUAGUAACCAGUAACCAAGAAUGUGUUAACAACAUUGCUGAGGCAAUGGUUCUUUCCAACUUGCUGGCCCUCCUGCAUUCCCUGCCUUCAAGUCGGCAACUUGUUCUUGAAACUUUAUAUGCUUUAACAUCUAGCACAAAAAUAAUUAAAGAAGCCAUGGCAAAAGGUGCUUUAAUCUACUUAUUAGAUAUGUUUUGUAACUCAACUCAUCCCCAAGUCAGAGCCCAGACAGCAGAGCUUUUUGCCAAAAUGACUGCAGAUAAGCUGGUGGGUCCAAAGGUUAGAAUUACGCUAAUGAAAUUUCUGCCUGGAGUCUUCAUGGAUGCCAUGAGAGAUAACCCUGAAGCUGCUGUUCACAUCUUUGAGGGAACUCAUGAAAAUCCUGAGUUAAUUUGGAAUGAUAACUCCAGGGAGAGAGUAUCAACAACAGUUCGAGAAAUGAUGCUAGAGCACUUUAAACUUCAGAGGGACAACCCUGAUACUAGUUGGAAGCUGCCUGAAGACUUUGCUGUGGUAUAUGGUGAAGCAGAAGGUGAACUUUCAGUAGGGGGAGUCUUCUUAAGGAUUUUUAUUGCCCAGCCGGCCUGGGUUUUACGGAAACCAAGAGAAUUUCUCAUUGCACUGUUGGAAAAACUUACUGAACUACUGGAGAAAAAUAACCCCCAUGGGGAAACCUUAGAAACUAUAACCACAGCAACUGUGUGCCUAUUCAGCGCCCAGCCUCAGCUUGCUGACCAAGUCCCUCCACUUGGUCAUCUUCACAAGAUAAUCCAGGCCAUGAAUCACAAGAACAACGCCAUUCCGAAAAGUGCCAUUCGUGUCAUGCACAUACUGUCUGACAAUGAGCUUUGUGUUCGAGCAAUGGCAUCACUUGAGACCAUUGGCCCUCUCAUGAAUGGAAUGAAAAAGAGAUCCGAUAUAGUUGGUGUAGCCUGUGAAGCCCUUAAUCGGAUGUUUCAGAAGGAACAAAAUGACUUAGUAGCCCAAGCUCUGAAAGCAGAUUUGGUCCCUUAUCUUCUAAAACUGCUAGAAGGUAUUGGCCUUGAAAACUUGGAAAGCCCAUCUGCCACAAAAGCUCAAAUUGUGAAAGCUCUCAAGUCCAUGUCUCGCAGCCUACAGUACGGGGAGCAGGUAAACGAAAUUCUGUCUCGUUCCUCUGUGUGGAGUGCCUUCAAAGAUCAGAAACACGACCUGUUCAUUUCUGAGACACAAACAUCAGGAUACCUCACAGGCCCUGGAGUUGCUGGUUACCUCACUGCAGGGACGACAUCAUCCGUAAUGCUCAACGUACCACCCCCCGUAGACAACGAUGUGGGAGAUGUCAGCUAGGGAUUGGAAAUUCUCAUGGAAAGACACAGAAGCAGCCUGGCCAGUGAUGAGGAACAGCCUUUUCCUCUAAUGUUGAAGUGAACUUACUGCCUUUCCAAAUCUUUAAUGACAGUGUUAUUCCUUUUUCUAUGACUGUUUUUUUAGGAAAAGUCAGUGAUUCUAACUAUCACACUGUAACAUAAGAAAGCACUCUGUGGAUCAGUUGAAAUGGGUACACAAGAAUUUUUUUCUUGUUGUACGUAAGCACAUUUUGUUCCUUUAUAUUUGUUUACAAGACUGUGAAUCAAACUUUCCUAGUUUUUAUAUUUUAUGAAUUAGCAUGACUGGAGUUGAGCUACAGUCUCGAGGAAUUGGGCUAAAUCACUUUGACCUCACUGACCCCACUAAAAGGGCACUCCCUUCUCCCAGCCUGACACGAUCACUCUCCAUCGAAUGCGACUUGCAAAGGGUUUGUCCCUGUCCCCUUCACCGACCUUAAUCAUUAACAUGAUCCUCGUGAGAUCAAACUGCAUUAGACAGUCGUAUGUAUAACUGGCUUUACCAAAUUGAAAAAGCUUCAGCAAAAAACUUAAAGUUGACAUGUUAUGUAAGAAAUUAGUGUAAUUGUGAAAUGUUCUAUACAUUAUCCAGUAUAUAAAAACUUUCUAUAUAGAGUGUACAUUAUACAGAUCAUUCACAUGUACAUAAAAUUUUAAAAAUAAAGGGAAUUAAGAGCCUUGUUAAUGAGAAA
Messenger RNA from Tinamus guttatus (white-throated tinamou), 7409 nucleotides. NCBI's taxonomy places the organism in Eukaryota, Metazoa, Chordata, Aves, Tinamiformes, Tinamidae. The record is from RefSeq and is a predicted model, not a curated record.